Pan troglodytes (chimpanzee) is the source of this 4019-nucleotide messenger RNA. It is a transcript of the gene SCIN, whose product is annotated as scinderin. The record is from RefSeq and is a predicted model, not a curated record. Bases 829 to 2976 code for a protein of 715 amino acids. Gene Ontology annotation, molecular function: actin filament binding; phosphatidylinositol-4,5-bisphosphate binding. The transcript is spliced from 17 exons. Gene Ontology annotation, cellular component: cytoplasm; actin cytoskeleton. Gene Ontology annotation, biological process: cell projection assembly; barbed-end actin filament capping; actin polymerization or depolymerization. Lineage: Eukaryota; Metazoa; Chordata; Mammalia; Primates; Hominidae.
GCCAUUCUUCCAGGUUUUCUUCCUGUCCAAGAAAUCUGACAUGCUGUUUUUCAUGGUAUUUUCAAACUGGAAGAUCGAGACAGAAACUUUGGUCAUCAGGAAUGCAGAGAUUGCCCAAUGAAAUGACAGAAUUGAUUAUUAGGAUGCUUGUUACUCAAAAAGCCCAUUUUUUAAAGAAGGAUGUAUUAAAAUUAUUCCAGCAUGCUAAUGUGGCACACUCCUCUGCUGCCUAGCGGCAGGUGUUGCUAUUAGCAGAGGAAGCCUUGUUCUAAGAAUUAUUCUAGAGGGCCAGAAAGAACAGGUAUUGCUCCACCCGAGUAAACGCUGACUCAACUCUGCAGGGCUGGCGCGCUCUUUCCUCACCUCACCCCUCCUGCCAGGCACAACUGAGAUCCAGAAAUAACAGGAUUAGCGAGAGAAGGGGAAAUAUGCAGGACGGUGGUGAUGGGUAUGCACAAAGGAGUGCCAAGCAGUUUUAAUCGUUAAUGUUCUUCGUCUAUUGCUAGAGAAAAUGUCUUUCCUUGGAGGAGGCAUUGGCACGAGUUACUAUAAACUCCCUCUGAAUCUCAAGACUUCUGGGACGCCGAUUCCGCUCCUGGCCUGGGGCAGGGCGUGGAAGCUUGGAAGCCAGCGCUGCGCUCCCCGUGGGAAGCGAUCGCCUCCUCCGUCAACUCGCGCCUGGGCACUUAGCCCCUCCCGUUUCAGGGCGCCGCCUCUCCGGAUGGCAAACACUAUAAAGUGGCGGCGAAUAAGGUUCCUCCUGCUGCUCUCGGUUUAGUCCAAGAUCAGCGAUAUCACGCGUCCCCCGGAGCACCGCGUGCAGGAGCCAUGGCGCGGGAGCUAUACCACGAAGAGUUCGCCCGGGCGGGCAAGCAGGCGGGGCUGCAGGUCUGGAGGAUUGAGAAGCUGGAGCUGGUGCCCGUGCCCCAGAGCGCUCACGGCGACUUCUACGUCGGGGAUGCCUACCUGGUGCUGCACACGGCCAAGACGAGCCGAGGCUUCACCUACCGCCUGCACUUCUGGCUCGGAAAGGAGUGUUCCCAGGAUGAAAGCACAGCUGCUGCCAUCUUCACUGUUCAGAUGGAUGACUAUUUGGGUGGCAAGCCAGUGCAGAAUAGAGAACUUCAAGGAUAUGAGUCUAAUGACUUUGUUAGCUAUUUCAAAGGCGGUCUGAAAUACAAGGCUGGAGGCGUGGCAUCUGGAUUAAAUCAUGUUCUUACUAAUGACCUGACAGCCAAGAGGCUCCUACAUGUGAAGGGUCGUAGAGUGGUGAGAGCCACAGAAGUUCCCCUUAGCUGGGACAGUUUCAACAAGGGUGACUGCUUCAUCAUUGACCUUGGCACCGAAAUUUAUCAGUGGUGUGGUUCCUCGUGCAACAAAUAUGAACGUCUGAAGGCAAACCAGGUAGCUACUGGCAUUCGGUACAAUGAAAGGAAAGGAAGGUCUGAACUAAUUGUCGUGGAAGAAGGAAGUGAACCCUCAGAACUUAUAAAGGUCUUAGGGGAAAAGCCAGAGCUUCCAGAUGGAGGUGAUGAUGAUGACAUUAUAGCAGACAUAAGUAACAGGAAAAUGGCUAAACUAUACAUGGUUUCAGAUGCAAGUGGCUCCAUGAGAGUGACUGUGGUGGCAGAAGAAAACCCCUUCUCAAUGGCAAUGCUGCUGUCUGAAGAAUGCUUUAUUUUGGACCACGGGGCUGCAAAACAAAUUUUCGUAUGGAAAGGUAAAGAUGCUAAUCCCCAAGAGAGGAAGGCUGCAAUGAAGACAGCUGAAGAAUUUCUACAGCAAAUGAAUUAUUCCAAGAACACCCAAAUUCAAGUUCUUCCAGAAGGAGGUGAAACACCAAUCUUCAAACAGUUCUUUAAGGACUGGAGAGAUAAAGAUCAGAGUGAUGGCUUCGGGAAAGUUUAUGUCACAGAGAAAGUGGCUCAAAUAAAACAAAUUCCCUUUGAUGCCUCAAAAUUACACAGUUCUCCGCAGAUGGCAGCCCAGCACAAUAUGGUGGAUGAUGGUUCUGGCAAAGUGGAGAUUUGGCGUGUAGAAAACAACGGUAGGAUCCAAGUUGACCAAAACUCAUAUGGUGAAUUCUAUGGUGGUGACUGCUACAUCAUACUCUACACCUACCCCAGAGGACAGAUUAUCUACACGUGGCAAGGAGCAAAUGCCACACGAGAUGAGCUGACGACAUCUGCGUUCCUGACUGUUCAGUUGGAUCGGUCCCUCGGAGGACAGGCUGUGCAGAUCCGAGUCUCCGAAGGCAAAGAGCCUGUUCACCUACUGAGUUUGUUCAAAGACAAACCGCUCAUUAUUUACAAGAAUGGAACAUCAAAGAAAGGAGGUCAGGCACCUGCUCCCCCUACACGCCUCUUUCAAGUCCGGAGAAACCUGGCAUCUGUCACCAGAAUUGUGGAGGUUGAUGUUGAUGCAAAUUCACUGAAUUCUAACGAUGUUUUUGUCCUGAAACUGCCGCAAAAUAGUGGCUACAUCUGGGUAGGAAAAGGUGCUAGCCAGGAGGAGGAGAAAGGAGCAGAGUAUGUAGCAAGUGUCCUCAAGUGCAAAACUUUAAGGAUCCAAGAAGGCGAGGAGCCAGAGGAGUUCUGGAAUUCCCUUGGAGGGAAAAAAGACUACCAGACCUCACCACUACUGGAAACCCAGGCUGAAGACCAUCCACCUCGGCUUUAUGGCUGCUCUAACAAAACUGGAAGAUUUGUUAUUGAAGAGGUUCCAGGAGAGUUCACCCAGGAUGAUUUAGCAGAAGAUGAUGUCAUGUUACUAGAUGCUUGGGAACAGAUCCCGAAAAGGGAGGGCCUCAGAGAAAGUCCGGCUGCACCACUGCAGAUUCUCUACAGAUGCAGAUCUUCCCCUACAAAAGGCAGCUUUGCAGAGCUAUUUCUGUUUGCAAGUCCUCUGAACAGCCAUCUCGAAAUAUGUCAAAGAAGUGUAUUCGGAGAUAUUUAUUUGGAUUGGCAAAGAUGCUAAUGAAGUUGAGAAAAAAGAAUCUCUGAAGUCUGCCAAAAUGUACCUUGAGACAGACCCUUCUGGAAGAGACAAGAGGACACCAAUUGUCAUCAUAAAACAGGGCCAUGAGCCACCCACAUUCACAGGCUGGUUCCUGGGCUGGGAUUCCAGCAAGUGGUAAAUUGGUAUUUGUAAAAAGCAAACAAACAUUACAAGGCAGUUAUCUCAUUGCUGUUUUGGGAGAGGAACGGGAAAAGCUUUUUGCUUAUUUGUCUUUUGAAAAUUAAGGCUGGGCACGGUGGCUCACACCUGUAAUCCCAGCACUUUGGGAGGAUGAGGUAGGCAGAUCACUGGGGUUAGGAUUUCGAGACCAGCCUGGCCAACAUGGCGAAACCCCGCCUCUACUAAAAAUACAAAAAAAUUAGCUGGGCGUGGUGGUGCACGCCUGUAGUCCCUGCUACUUGGAAGGCUGAGACAGGAAAAUUGCUUGAACCCAGAAGGCUGAGGUUGCAGUGAGCCAGGAUUGUGCCACCACACUCCAGCCUGGGCAACAGAGACUCUGUCUCAAAAAAAAAAAAAAAUUAACCUCAACCAAAUGCCUAUUUUUUAAUGCUUAGUUUUGGCUUGAAAUUCUUCUUCAACUGGAGUUUUCUUACGUUAAUACAUUAAAAUAACCUGAAGGAAACUUUCGUUAUGGGCCAGUAUUAGCUCUUAGGGAAACUGAUUUAUAUCUUUUUUAUGACCUUUCAAAAGUAAAAUACUAUGCAUAAUCUAGAAAUAUUUGUCAGAUAGGAAAUUUUAUAAUGCAUUAGCCAUUAGUCAGAGUUGUUUUUUAACAUGCCAGAGAAAAAGUUGUAAUGCCUUGGAAAUUAUUCUCUUUUCUAUAGAUUGUGUUCAAAAGAUGUGUAUACUUGCAAUAAGGUUUAUGUUAAGGUGGCUUUAACAAUUGGUUGCUAUUUUCCUUCUUUAGUCAAUGUGACUUUGGUGCCAUUAACUGCUAAUUGUUAUUUUCUAAGAGGAAUUUUAUCUUUUUUUUAACCUUAUUAAAAGCCUUUGAAAACACA